Molecule: messenger RNA, 3721 nt
Organism: Salpingoeca rosetta
Lineage: Eukaryota; Choanoflagellata; Craspedida; Salpingoecidae
Exons: 19
Coding region: 67-3612 (1181 amino acids)
Molecular function (GO): protein binding
Source: RefSeq, a predicted model, not a curated record
CUCGAAACCAACCAAACAAACAACAACAACAACAACAACAACAACCAACAACAACAACUAACAACAAUGGAUGAAGAUGAACGGUGGGACGAUGUUGUUGCGGCGGUGAAGGAAGGUAGCAAGCUGGGAGGGGCACGGCGUGUCCAGCAGGAGAUCCCAGUGAAGAAGCCAUACGAAAUCGGACGCGCAGUGCUUGGAUCACACACCAGUGCGUGGGGUAGUACGGCUCCCGAGGGUGAUGCCGGCGAACAUGAUGACGGUGAGGACGAAGAUGAUGAUGUCAGUGACGAUGAUGUCAGUGAUGGCGACGCGUAUGAUUCGCCCGCAGCCGAAGGUACCGCUGCACAUGCUUCCUUGCCGUCGCAGCUGCAACGAGCCAGCAGAACACGCAAUGCCGUUGUGCAGCGCACCACCGUGCUGGAGGACGAUUCAGAUGACAGCAACGCCAACGAUGAUGAUGAUGAUGAUGGCGAUGAUGAUGAGGAGGGUCCCGAGCGCACAUCGCGACGAGACAGCGACACGGGGUUUGCGUCUCGUCUUCGCCGCAUCAGCCGCGGCCGGGUCAGUGGCGAUGGCAGUGAUAGCGAUGCCAGCGCCUUUACGGACGUGAUGCCGUCGAAGAAGCGUGCCCGAUCAAAAGCAGGCGCAUCGCGCCGAAUGCACGUUGACGUGGCCCGACCGCUGCUUGCUCGCUAUCGCAAAUCAACUGCAGUUGGGAUUGCGCUGACCAAAGCAGAUGUUGGGAAGCGCGUGAAUGUCGACGGUUUUGGCCACGGUGUUCUCCAAUAUGUCGGCACAACAGAGUUUGAGCGGCAGGCUGGAGUGUGGCUCGGCGUUGAACUGGACGAUGCAAAUGGACGACACAAUGGAACAGUGGACGGUGUGCGGUACUUUGAUGCAAAACCAAACCACGGCCUGUUUGUGAGCAUGCGCUCUGAAAAGGUGCACGUGCUACCAACCGCCCUCCAGUCAACGAAGGAACAGGAGCCGCAAGCGCGCGAUGCAGCCAGCCACGAUGGCGGUGGCGAUGACGACCAAGACGAUGAAGCGGACACCGUGUCCAGGCCAUUCCUGAAACAGGCCUGGCACGCACCGACACAGCCAUCCACAUCAGACAUUCCAACCUCGCUACCAUCAGCUGCGUCGCCAUUCGCUGUGAAGCAGAUUGCCGUCAAGCCCCCGGCAUCCUCGCGACCGCACGCUGCUGAAGACGACCACGACAGCACCGAGCACAGAUCACGUGAGGUGUUGGGGGACCGUGACCACCACGUGCAUACUGCCAGCACGAGCUUACCAUCACAGGCUCAGAGGCAACCACACGCAUACGACCAACAACACCAACCACAGCAACACAUGCAACCACAACAGCAACACAUGCAACCACAGCAGCAACAAUCACAUGUGCCGUCCCAGCACCUGCAGGGCGAGAUGAGGACAGAUGAUGAAGACCAACUGCUGGAUGCGGCUGUUCCAGAGGGACCGCCACAACACCUUGGCUCAUUCUCAACCACCGUGGCUGAUGUGACACCGCUGCACAGGGCAGCAGCCCUCGGGGACGAGUCUGUCCUGCAGCAGAUAUUGGAGGAGACGCAGCUGCCGGUGGAUGUUGUCGACCAAUACGGCCGCACACCGCUCAUGUACGCCGUGCACUGCGGCAACACGCAAUGCGCGCACCUGCUGCUCACACAGGGCGCUGAUGUCAACCAGUGCGAGCGCGUGUCCGGUAGCACCGCCUUGCACGACGCUGCAUACCAUGCCACCCCAGUCAUGGUACUGCUGCUGAUAGAGCAUGGUGCGGAUGCGGUGCUGCGUGACACGGAGGGCCGGCAGCCCGUGCACUGGGCGACAGACAAUCCAAACGCAGAGGUGAUGAGUGUUCUUCUCAACCGCGUCCCAAACCUCGACAUCAAUUGCCGCGACGACGCGUGCAUGACCCCGAUCAUGUGGGCGUGCUUCCACAACCGCGAGAAGAUUGUCAAGAUGCUCCUGAAACACGGCGCAGAUCUCGAGGAAAAGGACAUUGACGGAAAGACCGCCAUGCACUGGGCCGUGCAUGAGCGGAUAGGCUGCUUGAAGCUCGUCCUCACGUUUGCGUCUACGUUCUUCAAGGACCACCUUGGCCGCACCGUGGCUCACAUCGCCGCUGAGCUCAACGCCACCGCCGCUCUCCGCUUCAUUGUCCGCACGCGCGCCGAUGCCGUCCACGACGUCGACAAGAACGGCCGCACUCCCCUCCACUGGGCCGCAGCCUGUGCAAAUGCGGAUGCAGUGCGGCUGCUGGUGAGGAGCGGUGCGCGCGUGAGUGAUCGGGACAACAAAGGCGCAACCCCGCGCGACUACGUGCAGGCCAAGCGGCUGACGUGGCAACUCUCUGAUGAGCAGUCGGCGGCGCUGAGUGAAUGCAAUCAGGCGCUGGAGGAAGCAGCAGCCGUGGAGGCGACGGCAGCGGCGCGACGCAAGUCCAGCGAGGGCCACCAUGACGCAAGAAGCAGCAGCAGCCAUGCAGAUGAUGACGCAAUCUCAAUUGCUUCCUCUGUCAUCUCGACGGCGGUGCUGCCGACGCACGACCGCCACCUCCGCUCCGUCAUGGCAGCACGCGGCACGGCCACGACCCCGGCCCGCUCGGUCAGUGCGCACGCCAAGCACAGACCAGCUGUUGAGAUGGCACCGCGGGGGCAAGGAGGGCCCACGGAUGGUGCUGAUGACGACGGCGCUGGUGGUGGCGAUGAUGAUCGUGGUUAUGAUCGUGAUGAGGAGCCGGCAGAUGCACAAGCGACACAUUCCACUGACUUGGGCCAGAGCGACCAGUUUGCAAACACAAUCAUCACAGAAGGCUCGUUCCUGUACAAGUUGAGUCACGGUGGGAGCGGGCCAGCGCGCCGCAAGCUCUUCUGGGCCGAUGGCCACCGCGGUCUCCUGCACUGGGCGAACAGCGUCGAGGACAUGAAUGUGCGCCGUGUGGAGACGCGCGUCACUGCUGUUGCCGCCGGUCCGGAUGCCGUCCUCCGACAGCGCGCAGACUUCUCCUCAAACCCGGAUCGUUAUCGGUUUGCCAUUCGCGUCUCGACAACAGCAAAGCCGCUGCACCUGCUGGUUGACGAUGAGGUGACAUACACGGCCUGGCUGGCCGCCCUCAAUGCAUUGCAGCAGCAGCACAGCCGGGCGUCGCACCACGACUUUAGCGAAGACGACACAACACCGGGGACCGGCCGUGUGCACGCCCGCAUUCUCGAAACGAAGCAGCUGCCGCGCGCUGCAAGGAGCCAGAACGCCAGCAUGGCGUGGACGCAGUCGUCGUCGGCGUCGCAACCAUCGUCGUCAUCAUCACCGCCCGGUGCUAACUCUGGCAAGAGCCGCGGUGGCGUUGUUCGCGAGAUUCCGCGCCCCACGAUGGACGCCCUGCGUCCGCCUGGCGUUCGCAACGCAAAUCGCCCACGCUUGCCCGUACUUAAGCGGCCAGGCCAGGCAACGCCCCCAAAGAUGCAGAUGCCGUCCAAUCCACGCUUUCCCAUUCCCGGCCAAGUUCGAUUCCCUAUGCGACCACCGAAACCAUCGCAAUCGAGACCACAACAGCCUCCCUCCCACACAUCUGUUACCAGCUCCGAUGCGUGAUGUGUGAUGUGACAAACGCAACGACGACGUUGAUCGAACAGCGUUGCGCGCAGAGAGGAGACAGACGGACAGAGAAAGAGACAGAGAACACACACACACACACACACAC